AUGUCACCUAUCACGAACCACAAAGACAAUAAUGGGAUAGCCCCCACUUUGUUCGACAAGAAGGUCCCCAGUCAAGAAGACACCGAGAUGCGGAAAUAUAGCGAUGUGGAGAAUGUGGCCGGCCAGCUCGCGGAAUGCCAUGAGGUCAAACAGGGUCUUCAUCAACGCCAUAUUCAGAUGAUUGCCCUGGCCGGCACUGUGGGAACCGGUCUCUUUCUCAGUUCGGGACGUGCGAUCGUUAAUGCAGGCCCCCUCGGGGCGUUCCUUGCAUACACCAUUAUCGGAGCUACGGCUUGCAGUGUUGUUUUCGGCGUGGGUGAGAUGGGUGCUUUGGCACCUCUCAAUGGUGGUGUUAUUCGAUAUGCAGAGAUCUUCUGUGACCCCGCACUCGCAUUCGCCAACGGGUGGAAUCAAGUCUACUCGUACAUCGUCUCAAUUCCAUCCGAGAUUGUCGCAGCUGCUGUGAUCAUUGAGUUCUGGGUCACUGUGAACAACGCGAUAUGGAUUACGGUGCUGGGUCUUCUUAUGUUGUCAACCGCCUUUAUCUUCGUGCGAGUAUAUGGCGAGCUUGAAUUCGGAUUCUCGAUUUUGAAAAUCAUGCUUGUGAUUGGAAUUAAUAUCAUGGCCUUGGUCAUCACAUGUGGCGGAGCCCCAAAUGGCGAGUCAAUUGGAUUCGCCUACUGGAAAGCUCCGUAUGGCCCUUUCGUCCAAUACCUAGGAGUGGGAGGGUCUCUUGGUAGAUUCCUCGGGUUCUGGAAAACAUUUGACAAUGCGCUUUUCGCCUACUCUGGCAUUGAGAAUAUCACAUUGGCUGCCGCCGAAACUCGAAACCCUCGCCAGGCUAUUCCUAUGGCUGCACGUCGAAUCUUCGUCCGCAUCCUGUUGUUUUAUGUCAUUACGAUAUUUAUGGUCGGUCUGAUCGUAUCGUCAACAAACGAGAACCUGCUCGGUUCGACUGGAACCGCCUCGCAGUCACCCUUUGUCAUUGCCGCCCGAGAAGCUGGCAUCAAGGUGGUACCUUCAAUAAUUAACGCAGUCGUCUUGACUUCUGCCUGGUCAUCGGGAAACUCGAAUAUUCUUGGCGGCUCCCGUAUUCUCUACGGUAUGGCCAAACAAGGCUUUGCCCCCGGUGUUUUCAAGCGCAUCAACCGCUUCGGCGUCCCAUGGGUUGCUGUCGCCCUUUAUGCCGUAUUCAUGGCUCUGGGAUACAUGACGCUGUCAAGUUCUGCAAGUACAGUCUUUACCUGGCUGCAGGACCUUGUCUCCAUCUCAACGUUGGUAAACUGGAUUUGCAUCUGUGCCGUGUACCUUCGCUUCUACUACGGAUGCAAAGCACAAGGUAUUGAUCGCCACACUGAGCUCCCAUGGGCCGCGCCCUUCCAACCCUACACAACCUGGUUCUCGUUGAUCGUGUUCGUGCUCCUCUUCUUUACCGGAGGGUUUACGACCUUCAUGCACGGCCAUUGGAGCACGGAAACUUUCAUCUCGACAUACUUCAAUCUGCCAUUCAUCGUGAUUGUUUACGGUGUUUACAAGUUUUGGAUGAAGACGAAGAUCAUUCCGCUGGCGGAAAUCCCGAUUCGGCCUUUCAUUGAGAGUUGGAACAACAACCCCGAGCCAGCACCCAAGCCUAAGCGGGGACUUUGGAAGCUCAAUGUUCUUUGGUCAUGA
Molecule: messenger RNA, 1671 nt
Organism: Penicillium olsonii
Lineage: Eukaryota; Fungi; Ascomycota; Eurotiomycetes; Eurotiales; Aspergillaceae
Source: the annotation of a GenBank genome assembly